AUGGGCCUGAGAUGCCCUGUCGGAAUACCUUUUGCGACAGCGUUUCCGGACCGGAAUCCGAUGACUCGCCACCGCAUUUUGUUGAGGAGCCGAGGAGUUGUUAUCCCAGCGAAGCACAACGGCUUCCGGCGCUCUUCGGAUCCGAGGAAGGAAACUAUUUGGCCGUCGAUGAUUGUCUUCGUCCGUCUGCUAGCAGACGACCACGAUUAG
Messenger RNA from Caenorhabditis auriculariae, 210 nucleotides. Lineage: Eukaryota; Metazoa; Nematoda; Chromadorea; Rhabditida; Rhabditidae. The record is from the annotation of a GenBank genome assembly.